GAAACCAAAAAAACAAGGACGUAAGCAAAAUUGGAGACUAAAAGAAAUGGCGAGCUCUCUGUUGUCGGUUUAUCGCUUUCUUCCCUCGCGAAAAAAGGAAAAUGUAGGAUACGUUACUGACAUCAAGACAUCGUUGUGCGGACAAGUACUGUGUGAUCCCAAUUCUUUGAGAAGAGAGAUAGCUACUCGCCAUGGAAGCCGUCUUGUGGUUUCCUCACUGCUUGGAAGGAGAGUCAAGACCAGAGAGACUGUGAUUCCCGACCCAGAUUACCGAAUUCCAAUUGUUUUGCUCGGUAUAACUGGUGGGUUGGCUUACACAAAUAAUGUGGUUCCUGCUAUCCCUGUUGGUCUCCUCGGUUUGCUUCUGUUAGUCCAGACCACUAGAGUUAGAUUCGUUUUUGAUGAUGAGGCUCUGGCGGUAAAGGUUGGUGACGAACUCAAGGAAUCAGGUGAAAAUGUCUUUGUAGGUGGGAAAAACCGUUGGAAGUAUUCAACAUUUGUUAAUUGGGAGUUUUGGUGGCCUAACUUCCCUAUCUUAGUGUACUUCAAGGAGAAACAAACAAAGCCCGAGGGACAAAUUCAUUUCUUCCCUAUAAUCUUUAACGGGAAGCAGCUUUACGAUGUCAUGGUGGAAAGAGCUGGCUCUUCCCAAAACAGUGGACCAAAAAAUCUUAAGGAAUAA
Messenger RNA from Neltuma alba, 682 nucleotides. RefSeq lists its product as uncharacterized. The record is from RefSeq and is a predicted model, not a curated record. The transcript is spliced from 8 exons. The coding region runs from base 47 to 682 and encodes 211 amino acids. Lineage: Eukaryota; Viridiplantae; Streptophyta; Magnoliopsida; Fabales; Fabaceae.